This is a messenger RNA of Dothidotthia symphoricarpi CBS 119687, 474 nucleotides long. RefSeq lists its product as uncharacterized. NCBI's taxonomy places the organism in Eukaryota, Fungi, Ascomycota, Dothideomycetes, Pleosporales, Dothidotthiaceae. Bases 1 to 474 code for a protein of 157 amino acids. The transcript has a single exon. The record is from RefSeq and is a predicted model, not a curated record.
AUGCUGCGUUUCAUCAACCGCCUCCUCGGCCGGCACGAGAACACGCUCCCGCCCUUCGACUUUGUGCGCAACCGCUACCGCGUCAAGAGGAAAUGGCCGCCGAACCUCCGCGAGCUGACGGAGAAGCAACAGUUCCGCUUCGAGCGCAAGUUCAAGCGGCGCAUAAAAGCCAAGUCGAUCCGCCCAACGUGGAACAAGUGGACCAAGAUCGUGCAAUGGAGUCUCAUAUCCUUCAUCGUCGUCUACGGCACCCUCUUCCACGACUUUGCCAAGGACCCCAUGAACCCACGGCCUGGGGAGCAGCCGUUCAAAGGCUUGAGAGAGAAGAUGUGGACCUUCUUCGGCAAGUUCUACACGCACAGCGAGGCGACGAUGAAGGGGGACGAGCGGGGGUCUCGGAGGCUGGAGCCGAUGCCUGGUGAUCUGGUGGGUGUGGGUGAUGAGGGGACUCGGAACCAUAGGGGGAGGGAGUGA